AUGCCGCCACUUCUCGUCGAUCCCGACAGUGAACUUUAUACUGAUGAGCCUAUUUAUGAUCCUGAUAUUCAUUUGGCAUUGAGUGAACCUGAUUUUGUCAUCUUACUCGAGGGUUUUCAACAUGUGCCAACAGCACCACAAUUGUCUAAACCUGUAUCAGCCACUGGAGAAAGUCAAAUAGCUUACACAGGACCAUUUCGAGUGUUGAGUGAUGAAGGCUAUCGUGUAUUACGUAUGAUUCUCAAACGUGAAAUGGCAUAUCAAAUAAGUGAUGAACGUCAUCCAGCAAAAAUUCGAUUUGGUGGCUAUCGUAGUAAAUGGUUGCAAAAUUUCAAUCGAUGUCCUCGUAUUCUUGAACAUUUAUCACAUAUAACUGGUGAUGUACAACUUAUAACUACAACUCUUCAAUCAAGUUAUAGUCAUACAAAUAUAGGCUAUGCAUGUCCAGACAACGUCGAUUCUUUCCAUCGUGAUAGUGUGCCGUAUGUUCUCAUUUUACUAGCGUGUGAUAUGAGUGAAACAAUUGGAGGAGAAUUGCAACUUAUCGAACGUGAUCAUGAAGAGGCUUUUCGUCUUAUCGAACAAUACAAGGGAAAAGUACCGAAAGAAUUUAUCCGAACAAUUGACUAUCUCGGUCCCAAUUCAUGUAUGUUCAUGCAAGGUAGUCGUAUUGUUCAUCGAGUGACAAAUAUUCAGUCAUGUACAGAGCCUCGAAUAACAGUGGUCAAUUCAUACAUGUCAACCAAUCCAUUUGCUGCUGAAUGCACAAGAUAUGAUACGUUUCGUAAAGAAAGAACGGGUCCAUUGGAAUUUGCCAUGCAUAAGAUAUGGCGCUCCAGUGCAAUAAUGCUUGAUCUCGCGUCGGGCGAGUAUCCAUGGCCGACUCUGGAUCAAGUUAUUGAACGGCUAAACAAAUCUAUUGAAGAACUGACUGAAUGUCGUGAUCUUCUUACUGAGAAAAAAUCGGAUCGAGUUGGAUUUUAUGAUGAAAAGAAACAGCAAAUGGUAUUCCAACGCAAACCUUCGACUGCAUUUAAAACAGAUGAAAACGAAACUUAA
Rotaria sordida is the source of this 1059-nucleotide messenger RNA. The record is from the annotation of a GenBank genome assembly. NCBI's taxonomy places the organism in Eukaryota, Metazoa, Rotifera, Eurotatoria, Philodinida, Philodinidae.